Carica papaya (papaya) is the source of this 856-nucleotide messenger RNA. The record is from RefSeq and is a predicted model, not a curated record. Lineage: Eukaryota; Viridiplantae; Streptophyta; Magnoliopsida; Brassicales; Caricaceae.
AUGUUUGUGAGGUGCAACGGAAGAGGAUGGAAAGGAUAUGAAGGUGAUGGGAGGAAGAGAAGGUUGAGAUGUGGGAGAUGCAGGGAGUUGAGCGAGAAGGAAACAUGUUUGUGCCUGAAUGAUACUGUUACUACUUCAGGGUCCAAGGGAACCUUUAAUCUUGUUCAGAAGUGCAAAUUCUGUCAAAGGGAAGGAGUUAUCAUGAUGAUUGCCGGCAAAGGUAAACCACUUACUCAGGAAAUGAGUGAAGCUGGGAUGGAUGCCCCUCUAAUGGUGUUUGACUGCCGUGGUUAUGAACCUGUUGAUUUUGUCUUUGGUGGUAGCUGGAAGGCUGAAUCUACAUCUGGGACCAAGUUUGAUGACAUUGACUUGUCGGGAGAAGACUUUGCAGAUUAUGAUGAGAAAGGAGAGUGCCCAGUGAUGAUAUCAAAUCUUCGUUCAACUUUUGAGGUGCUGAGGUAGAGUUCUACUCUACUAAAUGUUUUUCCUACUCUGGUAAAUAAAAGUCACUGUUGCCUGUGCAUGAAGUAGAAAUAUGUUAGCGGAUAUAUAUACCUGGCAUCAUAUGGAUUUGUUCAUAGAUUUACUAUUUAAAGUUAUCAACCAGACUAAUAAAAGGAAUCACGUUUUAAUGUUUUUCCUGACAUGCGCAAGCAUUGACUGCUCAUUAGAUCUGUUUCGGAAGUAUGAAAAUAGCAUUGUAUAAUUAUUCAGAAAAAUUAGGUGAAGCUGGUCAAGGUAUUUGUUGUUCUGUGUUUGGUUGGAAGUAGUUCUUCUGAUUAUGCGUGUCUGUGAUAGUUGUGUACUUGUUGAUCUUAUUUGAUUCGGAAAUGGUUAUUAUCCACAGAUGUCAUUA